Molecule: messenger RNA, 997 nt
Organism: Meloidogyne enterolobii
Lineage: Eukaryota; Metazoa; Nematoda; Chromadorea; Rhabditida; Meloidogynidae
Source: the annotation of a GenBank genome assembly
UUUUAUGCCUCAUGCUCCAAAUGUUAUUCGAGUUUCUAGAGCGGAAGGAAAAGCUCAAAAAGGUGAAACUGGAGGAGGACUUCGACGGCAUACAAGUGAUAUGAAAUCAAAAGAACCAACUGAAAGAGAAUAUUUAACUAAUGAUGAUAUGAAUGGAGGAGCUUCGUCUUCACAAUAUCAAUAUAAUCGCCAACUUCCUCGUCAUUCCUCUACCAUUGUUCAAUUAGGUCCACUACCACGAGUAGAAGUUCGUCGCCGCAUUAAACUACUCGAGGCUCGCCAGCAGCAAACAAACCAUCAAAGAAGUCGAAGUGCUGUUUCACAUGCUAGAAGUGGUUCCUCUGCUGCUCGUUCUCCUUCAGCUCAGCGCAGUUUAGAAAGGAUACAAAGAGCAACAGCCCCAAGCCCAGCACCAGCUAGUUAUGCUAGGGCAAGAAGAUAUAUUCCUACGGCUUUACCUUCGGGCAUUAGACAAAGUUCUGAUCAAAUGUCUCAAGAAAGACCCCAAAUACCCCCACGACAUACUCGCCAAAUGGCUGAAGUUGUUCAGAAUGCAGCUAAAUCCCAUAAACAAAUUCAUGAACCUCUUUGCGCCAAAUUUGUGCCAAACACAUUUUCUACCCAAAAACAAAAACUUGAAGGAAAUGGGAGAGGAAUGUUUAAUGAAAAAAGUCAUAAGAAAAUAAUUCCUCCUCAAGAAGAAAAAAGGAAAAAGCAGUUAAUUUUGAAUGAAGAAAGAGGAGGAGGAGAAAGGAGUCAAAUAUUACCUUCAAGUACUGAUAGUGGGGAAAUACAAAGUUAUCAUUCUGAAAGAACUGUUGAACAUAGACGUUAUACAUCUAGAAGUUGAAGGAAAAAAUAAGAGAAUAAACGCGUUUAUGCCACGAAUUAUGCCGAAUGCUUAUUACUUAAAAUUACUUUUUAUUUAAAUUUAUGCUUUAAUUUUUUCUUGCCUUUGCUUUCUUGCCUUGUCAAUAAUUACUCUAAUCAAACAACA